This is a messenger RNA of Pogona vitticeps (central bearded dragon), 818 nucleotides long. It is a transcript of the gene RIDA, whose product is annotated as reactive intermediate imine deaminase A. The record is from RefSeq and is a predicted model, not a curated record. Gene Ontology annotation, cellular component: cytosol; mitochondrion. Gene Ontology annotation, molecular function: deaminase activity. NCBI's taxonomy places the organism in Eukaryota, Metazoa, Chordata, Lepidosauria, Squamata, Agamidae.
GAGGCGGGGCCGACUUCGAGGCGGGGCCAGUGGGCAGGUAAAGUUGAGGAGCGGAGAGGCACCGGUUUCGUUCGCUGGUCAGUUCGGUGAUCGGUGCCUCUGGACCGGCUGCCAUGGCCACGUUAGUGAAGAAAAUUAUCAGCACUGCGAAGGCUCCUGCUGCUAUAGGGCCUUACAGUCAAGCAGUGUUAGUAGACCGGACCAUGUAUAUCGCAGGACAGCUAGGCAUGGAUCCUGCAAGUGGGCAGCUUGUACCUGGAGGAGCAAAGGAGCAAGCCAAACAGGCCCUUCAAAAUAUUGGAGAAAUUCUGAAAGCUGCUGGUUGUGACUAUGGCAAUGUGGUAAAGACUACAGUGCUGAUGGCUGAUAUGAAGGAUUUUGAUGAUGUUAAUGAAAUCUACAAGCAAUUUUUCAAAUGCAACUUUCCAGCCAGAGCAGCUUAUCAAGUUGCUGCUCUUCCAAAAGGUGCACGUGUUGAGAUAGAAGCUGUUGCCGUCCAUGGACCCCUCCAGGAUGCCUCAGCAUGACUAUAAACCUAGUGCCUCUGUAUUUUUUAUGGUUCAAUCUCACUUGUUGUAGGGCCCAGUUCUCUCCACUGGCUUCUUUCCAGAACUAGUUGUCUUCAGGAAUGGAAACCCAACUGAGGUCUUCUGAUAGGUGAUACUACUUACACAGAGCCCCCUCCCUCUUGGCACCCAUCCCAUUUUAUCAUUAAGGUUGUAUGGGAUUUAAUAUUUUGAAGAAAACCAUGAAUGGGACUAGAAGUUAAAUGUUCAGGAGGAAUGUUAACUAAUAAACCAGUUUCAUAAAGUUUCAUA